Messenger RNA from Prunus armeniaca (apricot), 525 nucleotides. Lineage: Eukaryota; Viridiplantae; Streptophyta; Magnoliopsida; Rosales; Rosaceae. The record is from the annotation of a GenBank genome assembly.
AUGCAAUUCCUGAGCGAGAAGGUGAGGAGAAUUGGUUCGUUGUGUCGGGUUUAUUUUGGGAUAAGAGCAAGGAUAAGGGGUUUAAACAAUAUAAUUUACGAGCCGGUCACUUCAGCUCGGAGCCUAGCCGUUUGUGUCACACUAAGUUGUCAGGUGGCGGACGGUCGGGGUUCAUCCACGUCUUCAUUAAAGGGCGAGUGCGAACAAAGUAGCCAACCGCACGGCUGUAGUCCCAUCUGGUCAGGCGGUGGGUUAGGUAGUUCACACGUGGCUUUUGAGAGGACAUGGGCACUCUUUCUGAGGUGGGGCGAACUUCUUGUCAGGAGAGGUCUUGUCGUCGACAUGACUGAUUCGUAUCCUUCCGAAUGUCCCCAAGGUAGCUCCAAGGCCGAGGCGAGAUGGAGGAUGGUUUGGUUGUUUUCCGCCAAGUGGUACGCAAGGUCCAUGUGUUCUGUUUUCAUUGGGCAGACGAGCUCGAUAUAUACCAAGCGUCAACAAAAUUCAUCUCACAAAAUUGUGUUGUGA